Molecule: messenger RNA, 1527 nt
Organism: Octodon degus (degu)
Lineage: Eukaryota; Metazoa; Chordata; Mammalia; Rodentia; Octodontidae
Gene: Dusp22
Product: dual specificity phosphatase 22
Exons: 8
Coding region: 1-741 (246 amino acids)
Biological process (GO): positive regulation of JNK cascade; regulation of cell population proliferation; protein dephosphorylation
Cellular component (GO): cytosol
Molecular function (GO): protein tyrosine/serine/threonine phosphatase activity
Source: RefSeq, a predicted model, not a curated record
AUGGAGAGCCUGGGCAAUGACAAAGUUCUGCACAUUGAGGGUGCAGAGAUGCUGAUCUCGUGGCCCCUGAAAGCAUCCUGCUUGGGCACAGAACCCAGCCCUGUUCUUCAGAGGAAGCUGAUGCCUGGCGAGCGUGCUGAGCCUUUGAUCCUGCCUGGCCUGUACAUCGGCAACUUCAAAGAUGCCAGAGAUGUGGAACAGUUGAGCAAGAACAAGGUGACACACAUUCUGUCUGUCCAUGAUAGUGCCAGGCCCAUGUUGGAGGGAGUUAAAUACCUGUGCAUCCCAGCUGCGGACUCACCGUCGCAAAACCUGACAAGACACUUCAAAGAAAGCAUCAAGUUCAUCCACGAGUGCCGCCUGCAGGGCGAGGGCUGUCUCGUGCACUGCCUGGCUGGGGUCUCUAGGAGCGUCACGCUGGUGAUCGCGUACAUCAUGACCGUCACGGACUUUGGCUGGGAGGAUGCCCUGCACACUGUGCGUGCGGGCAGGUCCUGUGCCAACCCCAACCUGGGCUUCCAGAGGCAGCUGCAGGAGUUUGAGAAGCACGAGGUCCACCAGUACCGGCAAUGGCUGAGGGAAGAAUAUGGUGAGAACACUUUACGGGACGCAGAGGAAGCCAAAAGCAUUCUGGGUAAAUAUAAAGAGCAAGGGCGCGUGGACAUGCAGCCGGGCGCUAGGCGGUGGAGCAGCUUCUCAGCCCUGCCUCCUCUGACCUACAACUAUUCCUCGGAGACCUAACACAGAAGGACUGUUCUUCUGGCCACCGCUUGUGUUCCACGCCCGCCUGCCAUGGGGUGGUUUGCUGGUGUGCUGGUUGCAGGGUUGCCCUGGGACGUCACCCAGCCCUGCUCACCUGCGCCCUGACCUCGUCUGCCCGAGCUCCUGGGCUGCCACACACUGCGGUGCCGGUGCACACGUGUGAGCCGCGGUGGGUGCUUGCGCAUGCACGGCGUGGAGCCGUGUGUGCAGCGUUGUGAGGCUGCUGGCUCGUGAGUGCACAGGCAUGUGCAUCGUGAGAGCCAAGAGUCCUCAGCCCUUGAUGCCCAGGUCGGUGUGGCCACCCGUCCCUCCCCUGUUGCCACGUGGAAGGCUCUUGCCCCCGACCUUGGCCUGGGAGCAGACAACGACAGGGACUGAGAGGGGGCGGAGCCACCCCCAAGGAGUGGGGGCUGGCCUUGGGGCGGGAAAGCGCAUGCUGCUCCCCUCAGGGCCCAUCAGCCUGUCCUGUUCCUGAGGUCUGCUUGGUGUCUGGCUGCACUCGAGGUUCUCCAGCCGAGGUUUCCUGGUCAGAGGGCCCUCCUGCCUCCUCUACCUGCUGCGCACAGUCCCAGCCUCUCUCCCGCCACCUUUCUCCCUGUGCAGGGGCCCCUUGAGGUUUGCAUGCGCCUGCAGGCAUUGGGAAGAAAGAGCACUCACUGGGCCCUGUGGCCGUUCCUUGGCCUGGGCUUGUGCUAGACUCCCUGUUGUAAACCAUGGAUUUGCUCUUUCGUCUCAGCUACCUCAUUAAAGGUCUCUGAAAAGGUG